This is a messenger RNA of Medicago truncatula (barrel medic), 762 nucleotides long. RefSeq names its product secreted RxLR effector protein 161-like. The coding region runs from base 7 to 729 and encodes 240 amino acids. The record is from RefSeq and is a predicted model, not a curated record. The transcript has a single exon. NCBI's taxonomy places the organism in Eukaryota, Viridiplantae, Streptophyta, Magnoliopsida, Fabales, Fabaceae.
UUGGUGAUGCACCAAAAGAAGUAUGCAUCUGAUAUAUUGAAGAGGUUCAAUAUGAUGAGCUGCAAUCCAUCAUCAUCACCAGCUGAGACAAAUGUAAAACUGGUAAUGAAUGAAGAUGAAGAACCUGUGAAUCCUACAUUAUUCAAGCAAAUUGUUGGUUCACUGAGGUAUCUAUGCAAUAGUAGACCUGAUAUUGCAUAUGCAGUUGGCAUAAUUAGUAGAUUCAUGAGUGAACCAAGAGUAUCUCACCUGCUAGCAGCCAAAAGAGUGAUGAGAUACAUCAAAGGAACACUGCAGUAUGGCAUUUUAUUUCCUAAGUGCUUAAAUGAAAAUUCUAUUGAACUGAUAGCAUAUUCUGAUGCUGAUUGGUGUGGAGACAGACAAGAUAGAAAGAGCACUUCAGGGUACCUAUUCAAGUUUAUGAAUGCUCCAAUUUCAUGGUGUGCUAAGAAGCAACCAGUUGUAGCAUUGUCAACUUGUGAAUCUGAGUAUAUUGCAGGGUGUAUGGCAGCAUGUCAGGCAAUAUGGCUUGAAAAUAUACUCAAGGAGAUGGAGAUAGAGGUUAGCAGACCUAUAGAAUUGCUCAUAGACAACAAAUCUGCUAUAAGCUUAGCAAGAAAUCCAGUUCUGCAUGGAAGAAGCAAGCAUAUAGAAGCAAAGUUUCAUUUUCUGAGGGAGCAAGUGAACAAGGGAGCACUACAGAUUGUUCAUUGUUCUACUGAGCUGUAGCUUGCAGACAUAUUCACUAAGGCAUUAAAGGUU